AUGGGAAUCGUAGCACAUGCAACACCAUAUGAUUAUAGUUUUACCACCGAGUGUUUAGAGAACCCAAAGAAGCCUCAAUACGAUGGGGGAAUAGUCACGAACCCUGAGCUCAAAGAUGGGUUAAGAGGAUGGGUUUCUUUUGGCAAUCCAAAACUAGAAGUACGAAGAUCAAAAACUGGAAAUGAAUUCAUUGUUGCUUAUCAAAGGAACAGAUCAGUCGAUAGUGUAUCCCAAAAGUUUUUCAUGGACAAGGAAAAACUCUACACAUUUUCUGCUUGGGUGCAAGUAAGCCAUGAAGAUGAUGCUAUUGUGGUUGCUACAUUUAAAACACCAUCAGGCUUCUAUAAUGCUGGUUCUACCAUAGCUAAGUCUGGGUGUUGGUCGAUGCUUAAAGGUGGCCUCACUGUUAACGAAUCUGGCUCAGCCCAACUAUAUUUUCAGAGUGAAAAUGCAUUCAUUGAUAUAUGGGUGGAUAGCGUAUCUUUACAACCCUUUACAAAAGCGGAAUGGAGAUCUCACCAGGAUGAGAGCAUUGAGAAGGUGAGAAAGAGUAAGGUGAAAAUUCAGGUAGUUGAUAGCGAAGGAAAACCACUAGCGAAUCGAACACUAACCAUUGCGCAAAAGUUUGCAAGGUUCCCAUUCGGAUGCGCCAUCAACAGCAACAUUCUAAACAACCAAGAUUAUAAAAACUGGUUCACUUCAAGAUUCAAGUACACAACAUUCGAAAACGAAAUGAAAUGGUACUCAAACGAACGUAUCCAAAACCAAGAGGAUUACUCCAAAUCCGAUGCAUUACUUUAUUUCGCAAAAUCAAAUGGGAUUUCAGUGAGAGGUCAUAACGUGUUCUGGAACAACCCGAAUGAUCAACCAUAUUGGGUUCCAAAUCUUGCACCAUGGCAACUAGCGGCAGCAGCCACCAAGAGGAUAAAAUCGAUCAUGCGAAGGUACUCGGGUCAAGUGAUUGCAUGGGACGUUGUUAAUGAAAACAUGCAUUUCAAUUUUUUUGAAAGUAAGUUAGGAGUGACUGCUUCUUCAAAGUUCUACACAACAGCUAGAGCUCUUGAUAGAUCCGCAGCUUUGUUCUUGAACGAAUAUAAUACGAUUGAACAACCUGGUGAGGGUUCAGCAUCACCAGAUGCUUACCUAAGGAAAAUUAGACAGAUUCGAGCUGGAGGUUAUAAAGGGCCGUUAUCCAUCGGGUUAGAAGGUCAUUUCACCCAAGUGAACAUACCAUACAUGAGAUCCGCCAUUGAUAAAAUGGCAAGCGCAAGACUUCCUAUUUGGAUCACUGAACUAGAUACCCAACCCGGUUAUGAUCAGGCAGCGUUUUUGGAACAAGUUCUGAGAGAAGCUCAUGCACAUCCAGCAGUGAAUGGGAUAGUUAUGUGGUCUGCAUGGAGUCCGAAUGGAUGUUUUAGAAUGUGUUUAACGGAUAAUAAUUUCAGGAACUUGCCCACAGGUGAUGUGGUGGACAAGAUUAUUGGGGAAUUCUUUGGUGCGGUUGUCAUGGCCACCACGGAUGGUGAAGGUGUCAUUGAGACUUCGCUGAUUCAUGGUGAUUAUGAAGUUCGAUUUGCGGAUGCGUACCUAUCUGAAAAAGAUACCCAAUCCUCACGUAUGUCUUGGGGGUUUAAGGUUGAAGCGAUGGGAUCUUCCCAGGAUGUCUUGAAUAUCAACAUUAUGGGUUAA
Lactuca sativa (garden lettuce) is the source of this 1689-nucleotide messenger RNA. Its product is annotated as endo-1,4-beta-xylanase 5. The record is from RefSeq and is a predicted model, not a curated record. Gene Ontology annotation, biological process: carbohydrate metabolic process. Lineage: Eukaryota; Viridiplantae; Streptophyta; Magnoliopsida; Asterales; Asteraceae. Gene Ontology annotation, molecular function: hydrolase activity, hydrolyzing O-glycosyl compounds.